AUGCUCACUUGCACAGUUGCCGUUGCUUCUGGAUUUGCUGUGUACUACUACUGUAACGAGACGGGCACUGAUACUGUCGAUGACGGAACACAGUAUGGUGUGAAUACCGAAUCUAUACAAGCAGAUUGGAUGGAUAGUAUAAGUAAAGGAUCGAAGUCGGAAAAAAGAGGUAGUGUCAUGGCAGCUCCAAAGAAAUCUCGUAAAGGUACAGGUGAACAGCAGCAAGGGUCGACGAAAGGAGGAUUGGGCGGAUUUAUCGGUGAACUGCUGCAAGGUAUAGGGGAAAUGCUGCAAGGUGCAGGUAGACAGCGGCAGUCCACAGCAAACACAGGGUGGGUUAAAGUUACAGGUGCACAACAGCAAGAUCAGAGUUCGAUAAACAGAGAAUGGAUAAAACGUGCAGGUGAACAGCAGCAAGAUCAGAGUUCGAUAAACAGAGAAUGGAUAAAACGUGCAGGUGAACAGCAGCAAGAUCAGAGUUCGAUAAACAGAGAAUGGAUAAAACGUGCAGGUGAACAGCAGCAAGAUCAGAGCUCGAUAAACAGAGAAUGGAUGAAACGUGUAGGUGAACAGCAGCAAGAUCAGAAGUCGACAAACAAAGGUGCACAACAGCAAGGUCAGAGUUCGAUAAACAGAGAGUGGAUGAAACGUGUAGGUGAACAGCAGCAAGAUCAGAGUUCGACAAACAGAGAAUGGAUGAAACGUGUAGGUGAACAGCAGCAAGAUCAAAAGUCGACAAACAGAGAAUGGAUGAAACCUGUGGGUGGACAGCAACAAGGUCAGAAGUCGACAAACAAAGAUUCAAAUGUUCGCUCUGGAAAUUUGACAACUUCCGGUACACGAGUGGAAACUAUAAAAACUGGAAACAACUCUGGCAAGACGAACACUGUUACGGUCAAAAAGGAGUCUUAUACAAGGAAAGUCAAACAAUCGACCACUACUUCUGACCCAGAACGACUGAAAAAUGUCCCAGCGCUGUCAGAUGCACGACUUCUGGCACCAAUUGAAAAUCCACAAGUGCACAAAAUUGAUGAACCCGCAGACAGUCUGUCUAAAGUCGACAACAACUAUGUGUUAAGCCAACAGAAAAAUGAAACGAUGUCAAAGGAAACCAGAGAGGUAGUAGAACCGAGCAAACAAUAA
This is a messenger RNA of Necator americanus (New World hookworm), 1143 nucleotides long. RefSeq lists its product as uncharacterized. The record is from RefSeq and is a predicted model, not a curated record. NCBI's taxonomy places the organism in Eukaryota, Metazoa, Nematoda, Chromadorea, Rhabditida, Ancylostomatidae. Bases 1 to 1143 code for a protein of 380 amino acids. The transcript has 16 exons.